Messenger RNA from Heterocephalus glaber (naked mole-rat), 5883 nucleotides. The record is from RefSeq and is a predicted model, not a curated record. Lineage: Eukaryota; Metazoa; Chordata; Mammalia; Rodentia; Bathyergidae.
CUGAGCCCGGAGUUGGGCGGGGAGAGCUCGGAGAGCGCCUGCGCAUUGGGUGCUCUCGCCAAAGGAGCCGCAGUCUCGAGAGCGCCAAGGAGGUUUUCGACGAGUCUCUGACCAGCCUCUCCCGCGAACCCGGGGUUGCUGGGUUGCACCCCGUCGGGGCGUCCGCCGGGCACGGGAGGGGGCCACCAUGCCGAUCAAUAAAUCAGAGAAGCCAGAAAGCUGCGAUAAUGUGAAGGUGGUUGUUAGGUGCCGGCCCCUCAAUGAGAGAGAGAAGUCAAUGUGCUACAGGCAGGCGGUCAGCGUGGAGGAGAUGCGGGGAACCAUCACUGUACACAAGGCUGAUUCUUCCAAUGAGCCUCCAAAGACAUUUACUUUUGAUACUGUUUUUGGACCAGAGAGUAAACAACUCGACGUUUAUAACUUAACUGCAAGACCUAUUAUUGACUCUGUUUUAGAAGGCUACAAUGGGACUAUAUUUGCAUACGGUCAAACUGGAACAGGCAAAACUUUUACCAUGGAAGGUGUUCGAGCUGUUCCUGAACUUAGAGGAAUUAUUCCCAAUUCAUUUGCACACAUAUUUGGUCAUAUUGCAAAAGCAGAAGGUGAUACAAGAUUUUUGGUUCGAGUGUCAUAUUUGGAAAUAUAUAAUGAAGAAGUUCGUGACCUUCUGGGCAAGGACCAGACACAGAGGUUAGAGGUUAAAGAAAGACCUGAUGUAGGAGUUUAUAUCAAAGAUUUAUCAGCUUAUGUGGUAAAUAAUGCUGAUGAUAUGGAUAGAAUUAUGACACUAGGCCACAAAAAUCGUUCUGUCGGUGCAACCAACAUGAACGAACACAGCUCCCGCUCCCACGCCAUCUUCACAAUCACCAUUGAGUGCAGCGAGAAGGGCGUGGAUGGGAACAUGCACGUCAGGAUGGGGAAGCUGCACCUGGUGGAUCUUGCUGGCUCAGAAAGACAAGCAAAAACUGGAGCUACAGGACAGCGUUUAAAGGAAGCUACAAAAAUCAAUCUUUCCCUUUCCACCCUUGGUAAUGUAAUUUCUGCCUUGGUUGAUGGAAAAAGCACUCAUGUGCCUUAUCGUAACUCCAAGUUGACUCGUCUUCUUCAGGAUUCUUUAGGAGGAAACUCAAAAACCAUGAUGUGUGCAAAUAUUGGGCCAGCAGAUUAUAAUUAUGAUGAAACCAUCAGUACAUUACGGUAUGCCAAUCGUGCUAAGAAUAUUAAAAAUAAAGCUAGAAUUAAUGAAGAUCCAAAGGAUGCUCUUCUUCGUCAAUUUCAGAAAGAAAUAGAAGAAUUGAAGAAAAAGCUUGAAGAAGGGGAAGAAAUAUCAGGCUCUGAUAUCAGUGGGUCGGAGGAAGAUGACGAUGAAGAGGGUGAGGUUGGAGAAGAUGGAGAGAAAAGGAAAAAGAGAAGGGGCAGUAGCAGCAGCAGUAGUUCAGACUCCACCUGUUCUGUCAUAGAGAAACCUCUGGAUAAGCUCUUGCCUAAUCAAGCAGGUAAAAAGAAAGUUUCUCCAGAUAAGAUGGUUGAAAUGCAAGCAAAAAUUGAUGAGGAGAGAAAAGCACUUGAAACAAAGCUUGAUAUGGAAGAAGAAGAAAGAAACAAGGCUAGAGCUGAAUUAGAGAAACGGGAAAAAGAUCUUUUAAAAGCCCAACAAGAGCAUCAGUCUUUGCUGGAAAAAUUGUCUGCUCUGGAGAAGAAGGUAAUUGUUGGUGGUGUUGAUUUGCUGGCCAAAGCUGAGGAACAAGAGAAACUUCUUGAAGAAUCUAAUAUGGAACUAGAAGAAAGGAGAAAAAGAGCUGAGCAACUUCGCAGAGAACUUGAGGAAAAAGAGCAAGAACGCUUGGAUAUUGAAGAAAAAUAUACCAGUUUACAAGAGGAAGCCCAAGGAAAGACCAAGAAACUAAAAAAGGUUUGGACUAUGUUGAUGGCUGCAAAGUCAGAGACGGCCGAUCUCCAACAAGAGCAUCAGAGGGAAAUUGAAGGCCUAUUGGAGAACAUUCGGCAGCUUAGCCGGGAACUUCGACUUCAGAUGCUUAUUAUAGAUAACUUUAUACCUCAGGAUUAUCAGGAGAUGAUUGAAAACUAUGUGCACUGGAAUGAAGACAUAGGAGAAUGGCAGCUAAAAUGUGUUGCCUACACAGGAAAUAACAUGAGGAAGCAAACCCCAGUACCUGAUAAAAAGGAGAAAGAUCCCUCUGAAGUAGACCUUUCCCAUGUGUAUCUCGCCUACACCGAGGAGAGUCUGCGCCAGUCUUUGAUGAAAUUGGAAAGGCCUCGGACUUCAAAGGGGAAAGCGAGGCCAAAGACGGGGAGAAGAAAGCGUUCAGCAAAGCCUGAGACCAUAAUUGAUUCCUUACUUCAGUGAAUGUUACAAACAUAAAGUCACAAUAAAAGUUGGUGGUGUUCUUAUGCCUGGACAAAAUCUUCAAUUAAAACGCCGAAGACUUCUGUGUAAUUUCAAAUAAUGGAAGCUAUAAAUCAUGGAGUAAGACUGGAAAUAAUAAUUUGCCUAAUAACUUUUAGACUGUACAUGUUAAGAUAAUAUAGCACGUUAAAAUUGUGCAGCUGUGAUUGUUCAGAUGUCAUACCGCUCUCCAGCUGUGCUGUGCUGGAAAGUGGGGAGAGCAUUCAUGUGUAAGGGGUAUGCAUCAGUCUGUUGGCCAUUUACCCAGCUACUGUAUAUUUAGAUAAUCCGAAUUUCAAAAAAGAAAAAAAGUCUGUCCUGUUUUGCACAUAGAGAGUAGCAGAUUGAAUUGUCCUGUGAUGCACUGUUAAAUGUGACUGUGUGGGCUGCACAUCUAAGAAACGAUUCUGUCCUAACACCAGCCCAGCUGCCCUGUUUAAGUAUGUUCUACUUUGUAUAAUAACAUUAGUGGCAUUUUAAGUACGAGAUGACUGACCUUACUGAAUUUCUGUAGAAAAUUUUAUAAUUUAACAGUCUUUGCAAGUAUGCUUUUUUUUUUUUGGUACCGGGGAUCAAACUUAGGACCUUGCGCUUUCGAGACAGGCAUGGCACCACUGAGCUAAAUCCCCGGCCCCGCAAGUAUGCAUUUUUAAAACAAAAGUUGAAAAUGUGUUUCACCUAGAUCUCUUCUUUUUUGUCACUUUGAGUUCAGAUUAAAUACACAUAUUUUUGUUUUUCUGGCUUCAUGUUCUCUUGAAACAUUGAAUUGUAAACAUGUGAAGGAGACACAGUUGCACAAAAUUGAGAAACUACAUGUUGGUCACUUAUCUUUGACUAUACAUUUUUUUUUCCUUUUUUUUUGGUACCGGGGAUUGAACUUGGGUCCUUGUGCUUGCGAGGCAGGUGGCAGAACCACUGAGCUAAAUCCCCGGCCCAAUACGUAUAUUUUUUAAAAUUCACUUUGAAGUAUGACUUAGGGACCUUUUCCUUUGUCCAAGUUUUAAAUUUUGGGAGUCUCCCAAUUGACCAGGGUCUCCAUUUUCAAAAGAAUGCAACCAAGCAAAAACAGAAACAGAAAACUUUUAAUCUUUUGCCUUUAAAACACUUUGUUUUCAUAUUUUAUAAACAAAAUGUUCUUCCCUAAAUUUCUUCUGUUGAGUAAUCUGGUCAGGCCGUAUUCCUCCCGGAACUGGGGCCGAGGGUGUGGCUCUGUGGUGCUAGUGCUUGUCCAGCACACGUGGGACCCCGGGCUCAAUCCCAGGGCUCCCCCCACAAAGCUCCUCUCAAAAUAAAAACUGUAUUCGUUUCUUUCUUUUUUUUGGUACCGGGGAUCAAACUCGGAUCCUUGCACUUGUGCAGCAGGCGGCAAAACCACUGAGCUAAAUCCCCGGCCCUUGUAUUCAUUUCUUAAAGUAUAAUAAGUUGUAAUAGAGUCAUUGGUUCUUUUGUUGGCUACUUUAUAAAAUUUUUAGUUUUUGAAAGUUAUGCUACUCUUAAACCACUUAGGAUUAUGUUUUGUGUGUUUCAAAGUUAUGUAAUCAGUCCUAAAACACAUUAAUUCUAAAGGUCUUGAGACCUCCCAAGGUAGGGUUUAUUGAAUUAAUAUUCUGACAAGCUUGGUGAAUUGUUGGUUUGCAGCACUGCAGGUGAGUAGAGGUGGGCUACUGGGGAGGUGGUAGUAAAAUGUGUCUGCGAAUUUAAAGUGCUUCCCAGAGUGGAGCGCAGCGUGUCCUGUGUGUGGUGGGUACUUAGAAUUGAGUUUCACCAGCAGCUUUUCUUCCUGUUGUGUGAAAUAGUUAGAAAUCUGUAACUUUCCUCUAGUACUGUGAAGACUCGGCUGAAUAUAUGUCUUGAAAGGCUUAUGUGAGCAGACCGUCUUGGUAACUGUAAAACAUUUUCAGUGAUGCACAUUUAGCUCUGUUAGUAAUUACUCUUGAGAAAUCUUAAUUUUAGCAGUGGGAAAAAAGGUCAAUGCCUUCUCUUUUUAAAAGUCCGUGUUUCUAGCCUUUAACAGUUCAGUUCAUAGGGAAGAGUAACUUUUUAACUGAGCUUUGAAGACACUGUAGGUAUUUUUUCCUUUUCCCUGUUCUCCAGCACUGGGGAUGGAAACUAGAGCCUCAUGCAUGCUCUGCCCCUGAGCUGCAUCCCCAGCCCUUUAUUUAAUUUACUUAUUUAUUUUUAAUUUGAGACAGGGUCUCACUAAGUUGCCCAGGCUGGCCUUGAACUUGUGAUCUUCCUCCUCCAACCUCCUGAGUAGCUGACAUUACAGCCAUGUGCUCCCAUGCCUGAUUAAAGCACGAUAGAAAUGUAAGCCAGUACCCCACUACCAUAACAAAAAGAGCUCUAUCAGAGGUUGACAUAUGAGUGAGAAAUUCUCAAAGCAGCCUUCUUUAGCAAAAUUUUUAAAAAGCUUUUAUGUUAGAAGUCAUUAUACCAGAUGGACAUUAAAUAUUCAUUUCAUGAAAUAGCCAAAGUAGACACCCAAGCCAGGCCUGGAUACCCAUUUGAUGCUAUGGGAUAUGGACUUUAGGACUUCAUUCAUUUGGCUCCAGUGAGAGCGCUCUGUGGUUUCUUCACAUUUACUGUAUGUCUGUAGCCACAAAUGAAAUAUUUUAUAACUUCAGUGUUAAAUUUCCUGAAAGAUAAACAGACUUGCUCAUUAUUUGAAAUCAAUGUGCAGAUUUAAAAUCAGUGGCACAUCUAUAUAAAUAGGUUACUGGAUGAGUAUUGUUUUAAUUUAAAAAGUAGUAUUUAUUUAUUGAAAGGAGCCUUGAUGUAGUAUGUUCUUUAAGAAAGCCUGUAAUUAUGUAGGAAUAAUUAGGAUAUUAAAAAUAAUAAUAUUCCCCAUUUUUGUCAAAGUAGGUGGGAAUUUCCACGUCUACAUGUACAGUAGAAUCUCUUUGACAAACCGUCUCAUUUACUUUCCAGAAAAGGGGGAAAGGGGACAACAAGAAAUUUAAGGUUGCUUUGGAAGAAGGAGGUGGUACUGCUUCAUCUAUAGCAUGUUUUAAAAAAUUGUGAUUAUGGUUUGGGGUUGUCUUUUGUUUCCUUUUAGUCUUUCUUAAUCUCUUACCCCUUAUCUCUUAUGGAAAGUCCCUCUCUUUCCUCCAGGGCUGUGAAUUAAGGAAUGGGUAGAGUUUACAUUUAAGCACACUCGUGUCUACCCAGUUUCUUAAUCAUACAUUUGUUUUCCUUUUUAAUUAUUCUUUGUUCUUAAAAUACUAGAAGAAAACAUCUAGUGCCUUUGAACUCAUACUGUAGUCCUGGUUUAAAUCAUGAAUAACUUCAGUGGAACUGCUAUGCUACUGUGCACUGGCCAAAAUUGCAAAUCGUACAGUGAGUUGUUUCAUUUAAUUCAAAAGCCACACUUCGAUUGUGCUUCAUGUAUAAAUUGUAUGUGUUUAAGUUGGGUAUAUCAGUACUGUAUGUAUACACGUGGCAUGGUUAAAUAUGAAAUAAAACCCUUUUGCCUAGCG